AUGUCGUCGCCGAAGGAAGAGCUUGGUGGUCAUGAAAUGCCUGAUAGCAGAUCGGCAAAGAGGAGGAGAGUUAACGAUCGACCAUUGACUCAUGAUGACUACAAUGUCGGAUGGGUUUGCGCGCUACCAAAGGAACAGACCGCAGCCGUAGCCUUGCUUGACCAGAAGCAUCCUGAUCUACCCAUACCGUCCACUGAUCACAACACCUAUACUCUUGGUUCAGUAGGAGAGCAUAAUGUGGUCAUAGCCUGUCUACCCUUUGGCAUGAUUGGGAAUACAUCAUCAGCAACUGUUGCUGCUACGAUGAUCGCCACGUUCCCGUCCAUCAAGUUCGGCCUCAUGGUAGGAAUUGGAGGUGGUAUUACGCCAAAGGUCAGACUCGGCGAUGUAGUAGUGGGCACACCUAUUGGCAAAUAUCCUGGGGUGAUUCAGUGGGAUUGA
Molecule: messenger RNA, 441 nt
Organism: Exophiala aquamarina CBS 119918
Lineage: Eukaryota; Fungi; Ascomycota; Eurotiomycetes; Chaetothyriales; Herpotrichiellaceae
Exons: 1
Coding region: 1-441 (146 amino acids)
Biological process (GO): nucleoside metabolic process
Molecular function (GO): catalytic activity
Source: RefSeq, a predicted model, not a curated record